ACUAGGUUUCCUACACAAUUACCAAGUGUGGAAAUGGAGGCAAGCUGGAGUACGUUUCUCUUCCAACAGGCCAAUGAAGCCCUCCACCACCAGCACCAGGUGGCCCAAAACAGCCUGCUGCCCCUUCUUAACGCAGGAACUGAACCGAUCGACCAAAAGCCCGUGCUGCCCAUCCAAAUCGACCACAAGAACCCUUCCAUUGCUCUGGAUCUCCUUAAAGACAAUGUGACCAGUGGAGGAGGUGGACGGCCACCAGUGCCCGUGAUAAAAAAGGAGCAUAAAGGCAAAACGCCAUUCGUUUGUGGCUACUGCAACAAAGCCUUCCGCGACAGCUACCACCUGCGACGCCACGAGUCAAGCCACACGGGUAUCAAAAUGGUGUCGAGGCCAAAGAAGGUUGCCCAGACGGCCCCCCCGACCAUGGUGCCGAUGAUCUCCACGAUGCAUCGAGAGAACAACGGAAAUGUUUCCUACAUCUCCACGGCAGCAGGCAUCCUCUCCACGGCGACCACUUCCGUCUCGUCCGGCGCGAGCAUCAUGACUUCGGCGAUGGGCAACAUGUCGCACCACCAGCAGACUGUCCCCAAGAAACCUGCCAAACCUGUCAAGAAAAACCAUGGGUGCGAGCUGUGCGGCAAGGCCUUCCGUGACGUUUAUCAUCUGAAUCGCCACAAGCUCUCCCAUUCGGACGAAAAGCCCUUCGAGUGCCCCAUUUGCCACCAACGGUUUAAAAGGAAGGACCGAAUGACCUACCAUGUUCGGUCUCAUGAUGGAGGAGUCCAUAAGCCCUAUGUGUGCUCCGUCUGUGGGAAAGGUUUUUCCAGGCCUGACCACUUGAGUUGCCACGUGAAGCAUGUUCAUUCUUCCGAACGGCCGUUUAAAUGUCAAGUGACGGCGUGUACCUCUGCGUUUGCCACCAAAGACCGACUGCGUUCUCACAUGAUCAGACACGAGGGAAAGGUGACCUGCAGCAUCUGUGGGAAGAUGCUGAGUGCGGCUUACAUCACCAGCCACCUGAAGACUCACGGGCAAACAAACUUCAACUCCUGUAACAAAGACCAGGUCUGCAACUCUGUCUCAGCUACACCAGUGACUGUUUCGGCUCCCAUCACCACGGCGAUGAACCGGGGCAACUCCAACAAUAACAACAACGCCGUCACCAUAGCGGCGCAAAUGAACAUUAGUACCAACACGGUCAACAUCACGUCGCCGGUCAGCCUUCAGCACCCGCUCACCAUCACCGGGCCCGUCAACAUCGCGUCUGUCAACAUCCCUGCCAGCGCGUCCAUGAAUAUUGCUCACCCGGUCGCAAUAACCACCCCCAUGCCAAUGAAUAUCGCCGGCCCACUUAACAUUGCCAUGCGGCCAGUGGAUAGCAUGCCUUUCUUGUCCCAAGUCUUACCGUCUUCCCCACCCUGGUAAAGAUAAAACAAAAAACAACUCAAAAGGAGAAGGAGCAUUGAACUGGCCAGGAAGAAAGGGAAAAAAUAAAAUGAGACUCAUCUCACAAUUUGCCCCUCAGGGCCAGCUCCCCGACCCCCUGUCUUUUUUUUUGGGGGGGUUGUUUUUUGAGAAACCCUCAUACUUUCAUUCCUCACACCUCCAAGUGGGUGUGCUGUAUUUACGAGCUGCGCAGCCAGGGGGCGCUCGCGAAUUCUUAGCUGCAUCCCAGUUCAUGUUAACAUGACUUACAGGAGAUGCACAACACUUGACGAGAAACCAAGUAGGACCGUCCUUGAAAUAAGGACACGUUUAGGAAUUAGCUUAGUCUGUUAGAGUGACGAAACUGAUCUGUAAUAACUGAAGUGAGAUGAUUCCUCAUACAUCAUGAUGGACUGUCAUGGAAGAAGAAACUGUUUUUUUGUUGUCGUUUUCUUUUCUUUUCUUUUUUACCAUAGGAGAAGCGAGAUGGACUGACUUCUCUUCCACAGCCUCUGGCUGUUGCUUUAUACGUUAACUAUAGCCUGGUAAUCCAUAUUUAAUGUAGGAGAAAAAAAGCAUAGUAAAAAGGGACAGCAGCUUCCAUGUGCAAGGAAGGAUAUUUUUUUCACCUUACUACAGCUUUUCCAUUUUGUUUUCAGAUAGUAGUUACUACACUCUUAAGGUACAGCUAACUUGUAAAUUCAACAUAGUUCUGCAUUUUGAGUUUUUACCCGUCUUUUCAAGGAGAUCUCUCCAAAAGUGUCCGCUUGAUGAUGAAAUGUUUGUAUUUUUAUAUUUGUAUGGACUUAUGAAGACUUGUGUUUAUGUUCUAUGGUCUGUUUUAACCUCCCCACCCCGUCCCCGCCUCAAUGUAGUUAGAGUCGAUUGAGCCUUGCACUGAACGUACGUCCGCCACACUUAAAAAGCAGCAGUAUUAGUAUUAAAGGUCAAGCUGACAUGCCAGUCGACGCCUGUGGCUUCAUCGUGACUAAACUGGAAAAGCACAGGUGUAUCUUGAAGCUUUUCAGGCUAUUUUUGUUACAAAAAGUCUGAAGUGAUGUCUGACUCCUCUACAAACCUUGUUUUUCCACCCACCGUUAACUCCUACUGCCCCCAAAAGACUCACUCAGGAAACACGCACCUUUGAAAGAAUAUGUAUGCACAUAUUCAUUCUGGCUUGUCCGUGUUUUUUGUUUUGUUAGGUUUUUUUUUUUUUUUU
Messenger RNA from Phycodurus eques (leafy seadragon), 2641 nucleotides. Its product is annotated as vascular endothelial zinc finger 1-like. Bases 34 to 1422 code for a protein of 462 amino acids. Gene Ontology annotation, molecular function: RNA polymerase II cis-regulatory region sequence-specific DNA binding; DNA-binding transcription activator activity, RNA polymerase II-specific. NCBI's taxonomy places the organism in Eukaryota, Metazoa, Chordata, Actinopteri, Syngnathiformes, Syngnathidae. Gene Ontology annotation, biological process: regulation of transcription by RNA polymerase II. Gene Ontology annotation, cellular component: nucleus. The record is from RefSeq and is a predicted model, not a curated record. The transcript is spliced from 5 exons.